Molecule: messenger RNA, 966 nt
Organism: Xyrauchen texanus (razorback sucker)
Lineage: Eukaryota; Metazoa; Chordata; Actinopteri; Cypriniformes; Catostomidae
Product: thymic stromal cotransporter homolog
Exons: 1
Coding region: 1-966 (321 amino acids)
Biological process (GO): transmembrane transport
Cellular component (GO): membrane
Molecular function (GO): transmembrane transporter activity
Source: RefSeq, a predicted model, not a curated record
AUGGGGACCUUUUGGACUUUAGUGGAGCCAGUGGUUGUUAUCAAUAAACUGGGCACUUCCUUCUUUGAGAUGGCCCUCACACAGAUUGUGUACAACCACUCACUGGAGACAACAGCUGGAGAUACUGAUCAUGCACAGGCAUUAUCAUCACGCUUUCUUCUUAUUCAAAGUGUAAUAUCCUCUGUGGCAGCCAUGUUAUCCAUACUACCCUUGAGCCGUAUUGCUGACCGCCAUGGCCCAAAAGUCUUCCUAGUUGUCUCUCAAAUGGGUUCUGUUAUGGGCAUGUUUAUGCUUGUCAUCUUCAUGUACAUUAAGGUUCCUUUGGAGUUUCUGUACUUGGGUUCUUUGCUGCAUGGUCUGAGUGGAGGAGGGCCAAUGUUUUGGGCUGGGGUGGCUGCUCUGGCAGCACUAAGCUCAGAGAAGGACAAACGUACUCUUAAACUGAACAUUGUGGACUUUUGUUUUGGUGUUGCAGGGGUUGUGGGAGGUCUCCUGUCUGGAUUUUUGUACCAGAUCGGACCAUCAGUUCUUCUUGUGACAGCAGUUGUUGUCAGUGUGUUGGCAUUACUGUACACUGUGUUUCUCCUUUCUGACUCGAGAUGCUCAGAUACUGAAAGUGAAUCAUUGCUAACACAAUCUGAGAGUGUGAAUAAAAUGGACAGAGUCUCCGUGGGUAUGCUGAUGGUUGCUAUGAUGGUAUUUAUAGUGGGCAUGGUUGGCGCAGAAAACGUGCUCCAGCUAUAUGUACUGAAGCCUCCCCUGAGCUGGGACUCAGUGUGGGCAGGAUAUGGCAUGGCUGCCACCAGUGCCAUGUAUCUCAGUAGUUUCUUAGGGGUCCUGACUCUGUUUAGUCUGAUGGGGGACACAGCCCUCACUCUUCUGGGCAUUGUGUCCAAUUGCACCGGGAUGGCAAUUAUGGCUUUUGCCAUAGAAAGCUGGGUCUACUUCCUGGGUGAGUUUGUCUAA